Molecule: messenger RNA, 2307 nt
Organism: Ichthyophthirius multifiliis
Lineage: Eukaryota; Ciliophora; Oligohymenophorea; Hymenostomatida
Product: nad transhydrogenase subunit beta, putative
Exons: 13
Source: RefSeq, a predicted model, not a curated record
AUGUCUAUAGCAUCUUUAAGUACUUUUUAAACUGCUACUAGAUCUAUAUGGUUUGCUAUAAGUGGUAUGUUUUUAGCUAUAUGUGCAACUUUUUAUUAAUCUUCAUGGGAUUUAGGUGAUUCUUUUAGAUGGCUGUUUUCAUUUUUAAUAGGUGCUUCAUUAGGAUUAUAUAUUGGUUUAAAAACUAAAGUAAGUUAAUAUGCAUAAAAAAUUUGUUUUUUAUAAGCUAUGACGGGAAUUGCAAGUUUUUUUUUAGGAAUUGCUUAAUUUGAGCGAAUAAAUCAAUUUAAAGGCAAAUUUAAUCAACUAGAUUCUUUAUAAACCGUUUUUGUAUGCCUUUUAGGUUCUAUGUUAUUUUCUUCUGGUUUAACUUGUUAUUUCAAACUUGAUAAAAGUAACAUAGCUAAAGUUCCAUUAAACUGGAUAGGUUUAUAUCGAAAUUUAUUAAAUAUAUCAGUUUUAAUAUCUAUAAUUAUAUUCAGUAUAUUAUACAUUUGGUUUAAUAUUGGAUUUGCUUUAUGGAUUAUAUUUUUACUUUCUCUUUACAUAGGAUGGGGAAUAGUAAUUUCAGCUACAUUAAGAGAUUUAAAUGCAAUAAUUCCUUUCUAAACAAUUACAACAGGAAUAACAUUAUCAUUUAUUGGUUUUAUAUUGUAACGUGAUUAUUUAAUAAUAGCCGGUGCUCUUUGUAUUACAGGUGGUUAUUAAUUAACAUUAAGGGCCUAAAAUGGUAUAAAAUGUUAUAUAUGGCCUGUUUUUACUAGAAGUUGGAACAAAACUUCAACUACUGGAGAUGAUUCUAUAUCAACAUUUGUUUCGUAAUUCGGUUAUAAUAACUAAGAUAUUACUUCUUAAGAUUUAAUUUUAGACCUCUUAAAUGCAAAUAAGGUUGUUUUUGUAACUGGUAAUGGUAUAUAUUAGUCUUAAAGUACUAAGAUUACCGUUUAGAUUUUCUAAUAUCUAGUUUUGUAUGGAAAAACAGCAGAUUUUUGUAUCCAUCCUGCCAGUGGGAGAAUUCCAGGGCAUAUGAAUGCCAUAUUGACGGAUUUCGGUGUUCCUUUUUACAAUAUAAAGGAAUUAGAAAAUACUAAUUUUAAUGAUUAUGACCUAUGUGUUGUCAUAGGAGCAUAUGAAGAGGUAGAUCCUGAUAAUUUAAGUUUAUAAAAUUCUUAAUUUUAUGGAAUUCCUAUUUGCUAAGUAUGGGAAAGUAAUAGAGUUGUGUAUAUAGAAACUAAAGUCGAGAGAAAUUAUGUUGCAGGACUUUUUGAUAAAAAUAAUGUGUAUGUUUUAAGAGGAGAAUCUUAAUAAAAUUUAAAUAAUGUCUAUAAUGAAUUAAAAUAAAAGGGAGUAAUAAAAGAAAAUUAAUAAAUUAACAACAAUGAAGAUAAUAAAAAAAAUAUAAAAACACAAGAAUAAAUAUAAUUCUUAAUUAGAAAAUCAAUAAAAAUUUUAGGUAUAUUAAAUGAAUAUGAAAGCUAAAAAGAAAAAAGAGUAUCAAUUACACCUGAUGUAGUUAUGUCUUUAUUAAAGAACGGAAUUCAUAUUUGGAUAGAAAAAGAUGCAGGAUUGUAGGCAGGAUAUUCAAAUUUUUAAUAUGAAUAAGCCGGCGCUUUAGUUACUAAUUCUACUCCAUUAGGAAAUGAACGUUAAAAAUUUAUAAAAAAAUUACUUAAUAAUCCAGAAAUCACAUUUUUAGAUUUAAGUGAUAUCCCCGAAGAAUUUGCUCGUGGGCAAAAGUUAAGUACCAAAAACAAUUAAAGCGGAAAGUCCCUAUAUAGUUAAGCUGGGAAAAUAAAAGAAGCCGAAGUACUUAUAAUUGGUGGAGAUUCUCUUGGAAUUAAUAUCGGUUUAAAUGUGAAAUAAACAUAAGGGUAUAAGGUAAAUGUCGAUUAGUUUACAGGAGUUGUAGUUGUAGUGAGCUUCAUGCUCUAAAUGAGAAAAACAAAGAGAAAAAAUAAUUAAACAAUUGGAGGAAGUAUCGGAGUGGCUUGUAUGAUUGUUUUUUCUUAUGGAGAUUCAGUUGAUUUAUUAGAAGUUUUUAGCUUUAUAGCUACUAUUGGUCAUUCUUUUGCUGUUAUUAAUUCUUAUUGGACUCACAAAUCAAAUGCAGAAUAGUUAAUUCAUAAAGUUCCUGUAAUAGAAGUAGAUUCUGAUAAUGUUAGAUGUUUAGGAGGAACUGAAAAUAAUGCAGGACAUCCUUAAGUUUAUAUUCAAUUAAAUACUAAAUAAGCAGGAAAAGUAUAGACAUGCAAAUACUGUGGUUUAAAAUACGCAAGGAAAUUGCAUAAUGCUGAACAUCAUCAUUGA